AUGAAGCCAGGAAAAGGUUCGGAAUCCCGAGAAGAAAUUGCUGAAGUCCACUCUAUCGCCCGUUCUCCUUCUCCAAAGCACAAAGGUAAAACUAGAUCACGUAGUAGAUCCGGCUCCCGAAAGUUAUCAAACGGUCAUGCUUCUGCUGAAUCAGGAGAGAAUCAGGCGGAGCAAGUUUCUGAAAAGGCUAAAAUAAGAGAGAUCUGGACAAAAUCUGAACAAGAAUCACUAGACACCGAGUUACCGAUACAUGAUCAAAUUAAAAGGGGUAUAUUGGGCUUUGUGGAGAAGGAGAUAAAGAAAACUGACAAACCACCGUCUUUUGUUUUUUAUUCGCAUGAUCCAAAUGGUCUAGAGGAUAAAUUUAUGAAGAAUCUGUCAAGACCAUCAAGUAGUCAUAAAGAGAAGCGUAGUCCAUCCUAUAGAAAGAAGAAAAGGCAUUCCUCGAGGCAUAGAGACAAAGAUUUGCAUGAUUUUGAAGUGCCCGGUUCUAGUCUUAUUGCUUUAGAGAAGGUUGAUGAUUAUCUCAAAGAAUAUAAUAAAGAUGAAGUUGUUACAUUGAGUGGUGAAUUAGAUAUAGAAGCUCACGAUGUUGAGAAUAAUAAUGGGUCAAGUAGAGAAUUACGUCAUAAAUCAAGAAAGACAAGACGAAAACCUCGAGAAGAACGGCAUGAUAAUUCUAAUGGGAGAAAUGUCAGUCCAAAAGUUUUUAAGACUGCAAGUAAAAGUAAAUCAAGUAAACCUGCGCGUCCUGCAGAUCUAACUACUAUGCUAGAAAACAUUCAAGCCAGUGUCCCGUAUCAUGAUCAAUACAUUGACAAUCCAUUCUCGUCACCAUCUCCGCUGACUUCACCAAAUGAUGACAGGUUAGGUCUGUCCCGUAGGCCUGAAAAGAUUUAUCUUCAAGGAGGUGGAUCAUUUAGAGUUGUAUCUAGAGAAAGGAUAAUGGAGUCACAACAAUCUAAAGAGGAGGAGCGAUAUGCAAGACUAGGCGAUCCGACUCCACUGGAUGUAGCACUAACAGUCCAAAAAGCAUGGCGUGCCUUUGCCAGUGCCUGUCAUGGGGUACUUGGAGGGCUAUCUCUGAUGCAUUUGCUCCUCAUCAGCUAUUCUGACAGCCUGGAUGCUGGGCAUUUAUCUUUCCAUGCCGUGGUCACAAUGCCAUAUGUUGCGGCAUAUUAUUUCUUCUGUGUUCUCUGCUUGGUGUCUGUUUUAGAUCGCCUAGAUAUUACCAAUAUAGACACGACACGUGGCCUACAACCUUGGUUCCAGCCAAUCGUAUUAGUGAUCUUGUAUAGUGCUUGUCUCCUGGUCUGUUCUGUUGCAAGAAUCUAUGAUGAGCUGAUGGUCUACCAGUAUGCUCCACUGGUGGCGAAUAUUACUGGAAAUGUGACUAUGCCAACAAUACCAACGUUUUACCACACGUGGACACACUUCUCAAUAUGGCGAGCGGUUCUUUCCAUACUUGGCCUUGUCUAUUUUGUUAUAUCGGGCCCUCAAGAUAUGGUUUAUCACAAUCUUCAGCAAUUAUUGCAAUUCAAACUUUCCUUGCAAAGUAUUGGAUGA
Messenger RNA from Pieris macdunnoughi, 1566 nucleotides. Lineage: Eukaryota; Metazoa; Arthropoda; Insecta; Lepidoptera; Pieridae. The record is from the annotation of a GenBank genome assembly.